UUGCUGUGGUUUUGUGUGUGGGAUUGUUUGGUUUGGGGUAUUUUUUAUAACGUGAGGUUCAUGUAAGUUUAUAGCAGUUCAUAUGCAACAACCUCUCAGUAAAGUUAGCUUCCCAACAGUUCUUAGCUUGCAAUGAAAUACCUAAAUGUGAACCAUACUUAAAAGUGAAAUAUGUUCUAGAUGCCAGCUUUUGCUCAGUUACUUUUAUUAACCUAAGGAGUUUACCAGAACAAAGGAUGUGUCAAGCUGAAUAGUUUGCAAAGAAGAUACAUAGAUCUUUUAGACUACAAGUCAGUAAACUUUGCUUACGCAGCUGGCUCCAUUCAUUCUCUGAAGCCAAUCACUUCCCCUGUGAUGGCUGAUAAGAAUUCAACAGUUUGAGAAGGUGGAGUGUCAGCAUCCUUAGUGCUGACCACUUUCCCAGGCAUAUCAGUAGCCUCUGUCCAUCACCCAUGCUGGAAGCUUCUUCGAAAAGGAGAAACAGAAAUUGGGGAAGGGAAAUCAUGCAUCAUCAUCCUGGCUGGAAUGUACAGAAGACUUUAUGCUGUUUUCAUCAUGUGGAUUCACUAGAGAAAUGACCCCUUUUGAUCAGCCAAGUAAAGUCAAAAACUUGUUUAUUUGCUGCCUGUGGCCCUCACGGGUACUGAGGCUCUGGACUUGCAGACGCCCAAGGACAAGGAGGAAUCUGCUAGUGGGCGCUGCCUGUGUGAUCUACCUGGGAUUCCUUGUCAGCCAAGUGGGUCAUGUUUUACCACAGCACAAAGGAGGACAUCAAAAGAUCAAUUCCAGGAGUCUCCAAGAUGCAGCUCAAACUCCUUUUCUGGGCAUCCCACUGGAUGGCACCCUGUCACCACCCAAUUUCCAGGAACCCCAGCUUGGUAGCAAUGGGACCUUGCUGCCACCCAAUGUAGUUUAUAUCACCCUGCGGUCCAAGCGCAGCAAGCCUGCCAACAUCAGAGGCACAGUGAAGCCAAAGCGCAGGAAGAAAAAUGCAACCCCUUUGUUCUAUGGGCAACACUUUUCAAAAGCCACUUUUAUGGGCUGGGAAGAGGCCUUUGCCCAACAGCCAGGGCGGGCCACACAUGCUGCAGGCACAAUGGGAGCAGCAAUUGCUCUGGAGGCAAGAAAGUACCAACUGGAUGAACACAGACAUAAAGGAAUGGCUAUCAAGGAGAGAGGUCACCAGAGACCUGGGAGGAUUUCUGGAGCUGUAAAGGCACAGCUCCAGCCUGAGGAAAGCAAUAUCAGGAUUUACAGUGAGAGCUCUCCCUCCUGGAUGAGCAAAGAUGACAUCCUAAGCAUGCGCAUGCUGGCAGAUUCUCCCAUUGAGAGCAUUCAAGAAGUACCUUCGCACAAAGCAGUCCUGGUAGUAUUUGCAAGAGGUCCCAGCACUAUGGGAACUGCUUGUAAUCAAGGACGCUGUGGAAUUGUCAAAAGACCUCUCGACAUGAGCGAGGUGUUUGCCUUUCAUUUGGACCGGAUCUUGGGGCUAAACAGGAGCUUACCUUCUGUAAGCAGGAGAUCAGAGUUCUUCCAAGGCGGUCAAGCCUGUCCUGUUAUUCUCUGGGAUUCCUCACUGAGUCCAACAGAUAAUAGUACCCAUUCUUCAGUGAGGUUAACAUGGGGACAAUAUCAGCAGCUAUUGAAGAAGAAAUGCUGGCAGAAUGGUAAAGUUCCCAAAGCUGAGUGGGGCUGUACUGAAAUCCAUCAUCAUGAGUGGUCCAAGAUGGCACUCUUUGAUUUUCUAUUGCAGAUCUAUAAUCGACUAGACAGAAACUGUUGUGGAUUCAAGCCUCUCAAGGAGGAUUCCUGCAUGCAGCAAGGACUGAAGCUGAAAUGUGAUGAUCAGGAUGCUGUUGACCUGACACACAUCGUUCAGAGAAGGCAUGACCAAAGGCACUUGGCCUUUAUAGACAAUAAGGGUUUCUUUGACAGAAAUGAGGACAAUCUUGACUUCAAAAUCCUACAAGGAAUCGAUGAAUUCCCUGCAUCUGCAGUUUCAGUGCUGAAGAGCCACCGUUUACGUGAGAAGUUGCUCCAGUCUUUGUUCCUUGACAAAAUAUACUGGGAGAGCCAAGGAGGCAGAAAAGGAAUUGAAAAGCUUAUUGAUGUAAUAGAAAGGAGGUCCAAAAUUCUUCUUACUUAUAUAAAUGCACAUGGAGCCAAAGUAUUGCCCAUGAAUGAAUGAAACAGUCUUGUUUCCGUCUGAAAGAAAGUCUUUAAAAAAUGUUUUUGGGGAAAAAACUGACAGUAAAAUUGAUUUAAUUCAUAGCAUUAUUUUUUCCCCAAACUUUCAAGUUUUCUUUUAAAUAAGAAAUCUUACAUGCUUUAAAAUCAACAUUUAAGUGUCAGCUGCAACUCAACACAGUGUAGUCUCUUCUAUGUCACCAGUGAAAUGAAAAAUAACCAAAUGAUACAAUAAAUAAUAUCCUGUAAUAUGUAGGCACCAUGAAUACUCUUUCAGUUAAACUGUUUGGAAAUUAGCAACAGGAUUUUCAGUACAUUAGGCUGGAUUCCUCUUACUUUCCUAAUUGAAGUCAGUAGAAGUUUUUAUUGCAAAUUUAAAUGGGAAAAGAGAUGUGUAAGCACUUGAUACACUGAUGACACUUGAUGAAAUAUGUAUAGUACAGGAAUUUGUCUUUUUAUUGGAUAUACUAAAAUGCCAACAUUUCCAAAGGCUUGUUUUACUUUAUUUUAUUUUGAUCUUUUGAAAUCUGACAACUAAACUCUUUUAAAUGCAGGAGUGUUUGUGCUGCACAUGAGGGAAUUUUAAAAACAGAGCAAGGAGAACAUGGCUUUAACAAUAAUAAUUAUUUUGACAAAUACAGUUUUUAUGUGUCCAGUAUGGAAUACAGUUAGUCAUGAGUCACUCAUUACAAUGUACUAUUUUCAAUGUAAGUUGUUCUGAUGUGUGGGUGGAUGAUCUGAGAUUUUCUUGAUUAACUGGGUAUUUUUUUAAAAAAAUGGCUUUAGCUUUGUGUGAAUAUGCUGCUAAGUAAGUGUACGUUUUGUUUUUGCAAAAUUCUUAACAAUAAUUUUUGAGAAUAUUAUAGAAAAGCAGACCUCCUAAUGACAUGAGUGUUAAACUCAGCAGAGGAAAUGUUUAUUUUGUAUGCUCAGCUCUAGCCAGCAGUUCAGACUUGGGUUCCCGUUAAGACUGCCCAGUGUGGGGUGAUGAUUCUAGCUGAUGACUUGCCCCAAGUGUUCCCACAGGUAACGUUGUUAGGGAAGGUUGGAUAAGCACUUCAGAUUUUUACCCUUGAAAUGCUCCAGAAAUAAAAUAUCAAUUGAUAUAGCCUAUCAUGACAUAUACCUUCUACCUGUCUGUUUAGAAAGACUCUUACCAUUUUUCUAGAGAAAUACCAUCUUUUUGCCAUGAGGUAAUGGUAGAAGUUGGAUACUUUCAUAGCUACUCUUGUCUUUAUGUGUCGUAAAAAUAUAUAGGGUGGAAGAUUUUUGAAAGUGCUUGUGUAAUGUUAUAAAUGACAAACUAAAAUGUCUCAUGUCACUGUUGAUGUGAAUGGGUGAAUUUAAUGUUUUAAAUAACUACAAUUCCACUGCAGCUAAAAUCAGUUUCCUUUCUUAGUAUCAGAAAAACCAUUAACAAUAAUUACAUUACUGGAAGAAAUAGAUCUCAUUAUAGGCAGAGAUAAAAACACUUACUAAAAUUUUAAGACCUUAGUCAGCUAAAUAAUCUUUUAUUUUAUUCUGUCAGCAAAGGAAAGAUCAAUUUGUUAAAAUUUCUUAGAACUUAACUAUUGCCUCGAGAGGAUUUUAGUGUUUUAGAGUGCCUUGGACUUUUUAACAGCACCAAGGUAGAAUUUUAUAGGAUUUUCAUUUUAGCCCUUUCUUAAAAAUAUUGUAACUUAUUAGCCAGAUAAUUUUCAUCAUGGAAACAAAAGUAUUACUUUGGCUUGCACUGUGAACAGAGUCUAGAGAAAAAAAAUAAUCCUCAGUAUCCAUUUCACAUGCAAUUCCUGUUGCAGUAGAUUUCACUGUAUGAUGGCCAUCAUUUUCUAGCCUAUCUCACAGGUUUCUUCCUGCUAGAUACCUGUUCAAAUGCAUUAUCCCUCACUGCUGGGAGUGAGAGAAAGGCACGACUUUCAGCUGUACUGAACUUAGCAGAGGGCCCAGCAGAGUUAUGAAUGUGGCUGAUUAUGACAAGGUCCCAUGAGAACUCUUCUAUCUUUAGACUGCACAUCCUGAUGCUGAGUCACUGCCUCACUUUGCCCAGUUGUAGUUUUUUUCCAGAAUUGGCUCAUUGCCGAAGAAGACAAGAAAAUCCAUUAUCUUUUCAGGCUGGGUCAUUUAUUUUUAUGGUGAUAACUUGAUGCAUUCUUCUCCAUUUCUUCUGGACAUGGACUAGUGUUUCCUUGAGCAUGAUACAUGCUUUUUAUUUGCCUGGCAGUUCAGUGCCAGCUCUUAAAGCAGCAAUGUCAUUGCCUAUGAGUAUGAAAUUGCCCUGAAGCUGACCUGAACCAAUGCCUCUCAGUAGUCCUGGAUUUAAGAGUAGCCACAAUGCUGUGCAGUACUUAAAAUUUUGACCAAGCAUCAAAAGCAUAACUGUAAAAAGCAAAAUUUCUGGAUACUUUCAAAGGGCAAAGGAAUACUCCCUAUGCUGUGUUAGCAUGCCAUAUUUCUUUUGUGUAUGAACACUCUCAUAGUCUUCAGGUAAAUCAGGAGAGUCUUUGUGAUAUUGGACAGUGAGACAGUAUUGCAAAUUGCUUCUAAUUCUCUAAUGUUGAUAACAAACUCCAGAAAGGGCUUCUUCUGUGUAAUAUUUUUCCUGCUGCUGAGGAGCUUGGUACUUAAUCCAAUAUUGUUAAUAAUGCAAAAUAUGCUUGCAAUAGCUCUUACGAAUGCAUACUAGCCAAGUUCCAUUAUUUUUUAAAAUGAAAAUGAAGAAUUCUGUAUUUUUUGAGUGCAUACAUUUGGAUAAAUGCUAUAGUAAAAAAUUCAGAAGGAACACUGCUACUACACUUAAGAGAACCUGCUUCAGUAGCAGGGGUAAAGUUUAUUGGGAAAUUGGUUCACAUCCUUUGGAAGUAGCCUGACUUUGGACUGACAGGAACUGCACUAUAGCUAAAGUAAUAUUAACUGAGAGGAAAAAUCCCAAAGAAGCCUUACUCAACCUAUUGAGAUUGAUAGAAAGCGAAGAAACUGUGCUUUUAGUCCUCUUUGCUGGGCUCUCUUCCAUUUCUGGGCAUGUGGGGUCAGACAAAGAUUCGUGUUGCAUAUUACGUGGAAGGGUGUAACCAACAGCAACAGUGCAAAACCUGUGGGUGGGAAAAGGCGAUUAUGUCAUUCUUGAAUCUGCCUGAAAGCCAGAACCACAUGAAAUGGAAUUACUGAGAAAGUCAAAAGAGUUUGCUGAUUUCAUAGCAUUGGAAGACAGAGCUUAAAAUAAGUAGCACAGGCACAGAUGCCUUAAAAUUCCUUGGGAGCCUGCCAGCAAGUUAAUAGUCUUAAAUGUUUCAGAAGCUGAGGAUAUGAAAACUGUGGAGCACUGUGAGAGCAGUUUCCUUCUUUUCUUGUGCGGGUAUUCUAUAAUACACUAUAUUAAAUAAAUUUUAAAAAAAGAUUAAUUCCAUGGUUUCAAACUUACAAAUACAGAUUUAGGGUACAUUAAAGGACAAGGUUUCCAGAGCAGUUCUGGGAACGCUCUCAUGCAUGUGUGUGUGUAUGCAGACACAAAAAUACAUGUAUAUGUAUUUAUACUUUGGCUUGUUUCUAUAAAAUGGUCAAUUUGGCUAAUAAAGAGUGAACUGUUUAUACAAUUUACUGUUUACAUGUAGAAUUGUAUCUGUGAGCAUAAGUCCAACUUUGGGUAUACACAAGUGGAGUUUAAACAAAACAUUAUAAUAGAUGAAUCUUUUGUUCUCAGAGGAUUGAUUCUUCUUUUGCUAGCACAUUUAUAUAAUCUUUUGUAGAGAAAAACAACAAUAUGUUUGUAUCUGUGCUAAACUUCCAGGGUGAUAUCAACUCAGAUUUUUUUUUAAGUUUUAUAAUAGAUAUUGAAUUUCCAUUUUAUUUUGGAAUUUGUGAAUUUUAAAAGUCUAUUUGUCCUUUAAUUAGUAACAGUAACAAUGUUUUCACGAGUAAUGACUCAUUUGAAUCUCUGCUGCUAUUGUCAUGUAAUAUGUAGGAAUAUACAAAAUAAAGAAAUAUCUUUAUCAGA
This is a messenger RNA of Corvus hawaiiensis (hawaiian crow), 6178 nucleotides long. It is a transcript of the gene GASK1B, whose product is annotated as golgi associated kinase 1B. The transcript is spliced from 5 exons. Lineage: Eukaryota; Metazoa; Chordata; Aves; Passeriformes; Corvidae. Bases 542 to 2188 code for a protein of 548 amino acids. The record is from RefSeq and is a predicted model, not a curated record. Gene Ontology annotation, cellular component: Golgi apparatus.